AUGGUCGCUCUCACCGAUGAUGUUUUUGCUUCUCGAUUUGCUGUCCUGCAAGACCUCUUCAGCGACAGUAUAUCUACACAGAAAGCCGCCGAGCAAGUGGCGUCGAUCUCAGUAGCAGACAGCUCAGACGUUGAAGCGGGCAUUACUAGCCUGUGGAGCUUGAUACUGAAAUGUGCAUACGAGUUUCCUGAGCACCGUUACAAGCUCGUCGCAUUUCUCGUCGAACUCUCGAAAUUGCCGGACGAGAAAGACUCAAAUGGAGAUCCCAUUCUGCUUUACGAAAUGCGGGUUUGGAAAGACUUGCCAAUGCUUGGCUGGCAAUUCCGCGACGAGUGGAAUGCAACUGUACCCGCUGGACCCCCGGACAGUCGAAAAACGGCGAUAGCGAAAAUCAUCAACCGGGACAAAUUCGCUGCAAGUUUGAUGUCAACGAAAGAACCUGUAUUCGCAUACUCAUGGUUCGCGUUAAUCACACUGCGCAGCGCACUUGAAACACCAACAGACCAGUUGUCUCCAGAGAAUCUAGAAGCGCUGAUCCCUGCGGCCGCUGCAUGGAUCGAUAUUCUCGGCGCAGAGCUCUAUUCAUGGGAUGAGGAUUUUGAUGGCGACUCCGGCGGGGCUUUGGGGAAAGGAGGCCCACUCUGGAAAGGGAAACAUGGCUUCUGUCAAGAGAGGUGGCAGCUUUGGCGAGAGAGGUUCGGGGAGGUGGCUGGUAUGGAGGCUGAGAUUGGAGAUGCAGUAAGAGCAUCAGCAAGAGAGACAGAGCGGACGAUGUACGGCAUUGAGGGAUGGGACAGCCGGGCGAAGAGCAUGUAA
Penicillium paradoxum is the source of this 816-nucleotide messenger RNA. Its product is annotated as DUF3632 domain-containing protein. The record is from RefSeq and is a predicted model, not a curated record. The transcript has a single exon. The coding region runs from base 1 to 816 and encodes 271 amino acids. Lineage: Eukaryota; Fungi; Ascomycota; Eurotiomycetes; Eurotiales; Aspergillaceae.